AGGACUAGCUGUCGAUUGGCGUUUUGCCGACUGAACGCAUCUUGUCUCGCCGAGCUCGGAAUUCCUGCUGCACGUUGCCAAGAUGAUGUACACAGGAACGACUGCUUCGCAGGACACCAGGUUCAGCGACAAGGAGAAGAAGCUUCUAAAGCAAAUGAAAUUUGGAGAUUCAUUGACACAGAAAGUGGAUAUGAGCAAAGUGAAACUUGAUGUGAUUAAGCCAUGGAUUACAACGAAAAUUACACAGAUUCUGGGAAUGGAAGACGACGUGGUGGUAGAGUUUGUGUAUAAUCAACUCGAAGAGAAGUUUCCCGACCCCCGAAAAAUGCAGAUCAACCUGACAGGCUUCCUGAAUGGUAGGAAUGCCCGUUCUUUCAUGGGUGAAUUAUGGGACCUCCUGGUCUCUGCUCAAGAAAGUGUUACGGGCAUUCCCGAGGCUUUCUUGCAACAAAAAAAAGAUCAAAUUAAAAAACGUUUGGAAGAACAAGAGAAGCUUCAAGCAUCGCUGGCGGAGAAAGAGAAAGAGAAGGAGCGUGAGAAAGAAAAGGAUGAGGCCGAUAGUAAAGUGAAAAAAGAGGAGAAAGAUAGGGGCUCAUCGAAGGAGCGUAGAAGAGAUCGAAGCAGAGAUCGUGAUAGAGAUAGGAGCAAAAGGAGCAGAUCACGAGAUCGACAUAGAGAUCGUGAUCGAUCGAGUCGUAAGAGAAGAUCUGUUUCGAGAUCACCAAGUAAAAAUUCGAAGGAUAACGGGAAAGAUAUGCCCGAAGUUAAGAUUGAACGGGAAGAUUCGCCGCAACCGGAAAAUGCUAUACCCUUGAUGCCAGUUAAAACCAAACCGGAAGCUGCAGUAGCAAUAUCAAGAUUGCAAGCUAAAUUGAUGAGUAUUGCUGAUGGAAAGAAGAAGAAUAAUCGCACACCAUCGCCGGAAUCACUGGACAAAUCAGCAAGAAAAUCACGAUCUACGUCUAAAUCGCCGACGAGCCGUUCGAAGAAAUCCAGAAGCAAGUCACCUAGCCGAGAUUCAAAAACUCGUCGUUCACGAUCUCCCGCUUCGAAGUCGAGACGGUCUCGUUCCAAGUCAAGAUCUAGGAGAUCUCGAUCUAAAUCCCGGAGAUCGAAGUCGCGCUCGCAGGAUCGUAUCAAGUCCAAGCGAAGUAAAUCCAAAUCAAGAUCGCGAUCACGCUCACGAUCUAAGAAGUCUCGAUCUAAGAGCGAAGACAGGAGCAAGUCAAGAAAAUCGAGAUCUGACUCAAGUGAUUCGAGGACCUCUAAAUCUCGCUCAAAGUCACCUGUGAAACAGAAGGACAAUGCAGAUUCUAAUAGAAAACGCGACGGUAGUACAAGCAGCAGCACCGAUUCCGAGGAGGAAAAGGACGCAAAAGAUAAGAACGACUUCGAGAUACGAAAGAAGAAGGACGGAGUGCAAGCCAAGAGAUCCUAUAGGAAAACCAACAAGGAUGAUAGCGGUAGCGAUAGCGACUCUAGUCGGGAGAGAAAAUCAGCUCCUAAGCGAAGGAGUUCUUCGCCACGUAAGGACAGAGGUCGAUCUAAGGAUAGAGAUCGAAACAGAUCACGAGAUAGAUCACGAGACCGAUCGCGAGAUAGAUCGCGAGACAGAUCACGCGAUAGAUCACGAGAUAGAAAUCGAAGGAGAUCCUUGGAUCGAGAACGUGAUAGGAGACGUGACCGAGAACGCGAAAGAGAUAGGGAAAGAGAGAGAAUGGACCGAUACAGCGGCAGUCGCAGCAUGCGACCACCUUCGGUGCGCAGACCGCCUAAUAGGCGCAGUCCCCCGCGCAGAAGCCCAGCAAGAUAUCGUCGUAGGUCACCGAGUCCCGAAGAUAGACGUCGCAGGAGAUCGCUGGAUCGUCGAAGACGGUCGUCGGAGAGACAUGACAGACGCCGUUCGCCCGAUCGACGUGGGAGCCGUCGUUCACCGGACGGACGGGAUCGAUCGAGCAGGUACGAUAGAUCUUCCUCACGCGACAGAUCAAGUAGACGAGAUCGCUCCAGAGAACGACGGGAUAAGGAUCGUCGAUCUAGAUCUAAAGAUCGUAGAUCGAGAUCAAAGGAUCAAAGAUCAUCGGUGGAUCGUUCGAAAGACGGGAAGCGGUCUCCCGAUCGUUCAAAGGGUACCAAGGAUAAGGCAAAGGACAAGAAAGUGGAUGAAAAAACUAAAAGACCACCCGAUACAGGAUCGCGAAAAGAAUUACGAAAUGGUCGGUCUAAAUCGAGUAGCUCGGAAAGUAGCGAGAGUAGUUCUUCUAGCAAUGAGGACGAAUCACUUAGGAAAUCGAUCGAGCGCAAAACGCCGCGCAGCGAGGAAAAGCGAGAAAGAGAACGCGAACAUGUGGAUGAUGCCAAGAAGAAAGAAAAAGAGAAAACAGUGAAGGAAGAGCCUACUAAGCGACCGGAAAAAGAAAUCAAAAAGAUAGAACCUGUCGCUGCGAAAAAGCCCGAGUCUAGUGUUUCUCCCAAGAAACUUCAAGUUGGUUCGCUUCCUACUACCAGACAUAGAUUUUUCUUUUUCAAGUUUUCGAAGAGUUUGUCACGUACCCCGUCACCAUUUAAGAAGACCGAGGAUAUCGUAGCAGCGCCAGUUAAAAUUAAACAAACGAUUAAAGAAGAUAUUAAGGAUGAGUCACCAACAAAGGUUGCAGAAAUGAAUUUUACCGCUGGAGACGCUUUUCCUCUAAAGAAGGAUGACAAGUCAUUGAAAGCGACGAAAAUAAUAGCAGAAGAAAAAAAAUCUACUCAAAAACCGUUGGAACCCCCAUCAAAGAAACCUGUGGAAAUGGCUAAAAAAGCGAAGAGAGAAAAGCGUGAUGGUUCUACAGAUAGUGAAGAUAGUGAUGCUGAAGCCAAAAGAAAAGUGAGGAAGAUAGAAAAAUCGAAAAAAUCUAAGAAAGCCUCGACAGAUGAAGAUAAAUCUGAUAAGAGCAAAGCUGAAUCAAGCUCAGAUUCUGAGGAUGAUAGGAAGCAUUCAGAUAAAAAUAAAAAAGCUAGAGAUACUAGCCGAAUCGAUUCAAUAGAUGAUCGUAAAGAUAGUAAAGAUAGAAAGGAUAGUAAAAAACGUGAAGUUACUGAAAAUGAUUCACGAAAGCGUUCAAGAAAGGAAAUAGAAGAAGAAUUAAAAAAAUCAAAACGAUCACGGAGAGACUCUUCCUCGGGUGAAGAAGAGCAGAAAACUAAAAGAAGUAGAAACGAAGAUGAUAGAUCAAGAUCUCGGAAAUCAAAGAAAGACUCUAGUUCUGACGAAGAACCUAAGAAAAUAAAAAAGAGAAGAGAUACUUCAUCAGAUGAUGAAAAAUCCAGAUCUCGAAAAUCCAGAAAAGAUUCGACAAGUGAAGAGGAAUCUAAAUCAAAAUCAAAGAAAUCUAAACGAGAUUCUAGUUCGGAGGAUGACGAUCCUGGAGAUAAAGACUCGAAGAAGAAAAAGAAAAUUGACGAUAGUUCGGAUGACGAAAAGGUGAAGAAGAAGCGUAAGAAAAAAGCGAAAACUAGCACCAGUGAAUCGGAGGAAAGUGAAGUCGAAGAAAAGAAAAAGAAGAAGGAGAAGAAGCACAAGAAACACAAGAAACAUAAGAAGCACAGAAAACACAAGAAAAAGAAGAUUGCGGAUUCAGAUGAAUCUGAUGUAAGUGAAGGUAAUACCGAAGAACUGGAAAAAAAACUUCGGGAGAAGGCAUUAAAGUCUAUGAAAAAGGGGCAUAGUAUUGAACGAAGUGAUUGAGACUAACGUGUGAUCUCCCUGAGAAUAUAUCAUACGUAUAUCUCGUAAAGCAUUCUAAUUGUAUUGAUAUAAAUAUGAAUAACUUUCAUUUCUUAUCAAUAAUUGAACUAUUAAACUACUUUUUAUCACUCAAUCCCUUCGGAACAAGAUGAUCAAAUGGCAUUCGUGCUAUGAAUUAGUUUUCGCCGAAAUGUAUCGAAGAAAAUAAGAUUAAUGUCCCCUUCAUUAUGUUGCCAGAAUUACAUGAUGACUCAUUUUCUUGUGUCAAUGCAAAACAGUGUACAGAGUGUACUUAUUCAUAUUGAUACGAAUUCAUAUGCGCUGAUAUAAAAGUUUUAUAUGUUUUGAAUUCGACGGAAAAAUUAUACAUUUUUUCAGACUUUAAUCAUUAAGUUUAAGUGAAAUUAGAACUCAUAUACACAGCGAUUCGUUUGAGUUAAUUUGUAUAAAGCUUAGUUUUUAUUGCAGUGUUUAGAGAAUAAUAAAUAGUACAUUUGAAUGACAAUGUUACAGCAACUUGUGUGUACAAGUCAGAAGAACAAUCGAAAACCCACUUGCAAAAAUUAUGUGUUCCCGAAUGAUAUAAUCUGUUUCUGUUUUACAGUGACUCCUAAUUUCUCCUAGACAUCAGAAUCGCCAUACCGAAUUUGCAGACGUAAUGUAAUUUAUAUAAUAAUUUACAUAAUUCGCUAGAUUAAUAAAAAAAAAUAUAGAAGUAUUGAGAA
Monomorium pharaonis (pharaoh ant) is the source of this 4455-nucleotide messenger RNA. It is a transcript of the gene Srrm1, whose product is annotated as serine/arginine repetitive matrix protein 1. The coding region runs from base 83 to 3730 and encodes 1215 amino acids. NCBI's taxonomy places the organism in Eukaryota, Metazoa, Arthropoda, Insecta, Hymenoptera, Formicidae. Gene Ontology annotation, cellular component: spliceosomal complex. The record is from RefSeq and is a predicted model, not a curated record. Gene Ontology annotation, biological process: mRNA processing; regulation of mRNA splicing, via spliceosome. The transcript is spliced from 15 exons. Gene Ontology annotation, molecular function: RNA binding.